Messenger RNA from Thlaspi arvense, 564 nucleotides. The record is from the annotation of a GenBank genome assembly. NCBI's taxonomy places the organism in Eukaryota, Viridiplantae, Streptophyta, Magnoliopsida, Brassicales, Brassicaceae.
AUGACGAAUCCCGACAACCAGAAGCCGGUCGAAGUUGCCGACGUGGAGGCGGCGGCCAAGACGGAGACGGAGACGGAGACGCCGGCGUUUUCCGCGAUUACUCAGAGGUGGAGAAGGGAGGAUUUGGUAAAGAAAGCAUCUCCGAUUUCGAGAGGAUUGUGUCUCUUGUUCUCUCUCCUCGCAUUCAUAAUCAUGGUCUCUAACAAGCACGGAGACGGUCGAAACUUCGACGACUACGAAGAGUACAGAUAUGUAUUGGCGAUCGCGAUUAUCUCAACUUUAUACACUGCGUGGCAAACGUUUGCACAUUUCUCGAAAAGAGAAUUCUUUGAUCGCCGGACUUCCGUCUUGGUCGAUUUCUCCGGCGACCAGAUUGUAGCGUAUCUUCUGAUUUCAGCUGCGUCUUCUGCAAUUCCAUUGACCAACAGAUUCAGAGAAGGUCAAGAUAACAUAUUCACUGAUUCCGCUGCUUCAGCAAUCAGCAUGGCUAUCUUCGCCUUCGUCUCUUUAGCUCUCUCUGCUCUCUUCUCCGGUUACAAACUCUCCACUCAUUCUUUCAUCUGA